Messenger RNA from Saccoglossus kowalevskii, 780 nucleotides. RefSeq names its product branched-chain-amino-acid aminotransferase-like protein 1-like. The record is from RefSeq and is a predicted model, not a curated record. NCBI's taxonomy places the organism in Eukaryota, Metazoa, Hemichordata, Enteropneusta, Harrimaniidae.
AUGACGUCACAUCCCACACGUCGUGUUGCAAUAUGGACACACCAAAGAACUACAUCAACAGCUCUUCUACAAUGUUUUGCAGGUCGUGAAAAUAUUAAAACGUUUAUGGAACCUUAUGCAGUUCCAUUCAUAGAAGAAUGGAAACAUUGCUUGGAAGAUAAUCCAACAUAUGUCAAUAGUCGUUACAAGGAAGUAAAAACCAUGUUAGAGUCCGACUACCCUGGCAGUACGUUGAUUGUGUUUAAAGAUAUGGCUGAUUUUAUAGUUGGGAGAUACGACAAAAUCCCGGAAGGAUACACCCAUACGUUUUUGAUUCGUGAACCAACACAAAGUAUUUCAAGUUUCUGGAGAGCAACAAUAAAUACAGGACGAACAUCAUUUCCACGUAGAUACUCAUACGGUAGCAUCAAACCAGUAUUAGAUUUGUACGAUUAUUUCGCUAAACAAAACCAACCUUGUAUAAUUAUUGACGCUCACGAUCUGUCUCAUUUCCCUGAGAUAGUACUGAAACAGUUCUGUCAAAAGAUUGGUGUAACAUUCAGCGACGAUAUGCUGAGAUGGAAAUCGCAAAACAUCGGUGAUUGGGAUCCAUUCUUGAAAUAUCGCAAAGAAUGCAAUAUUUGGUUUGGCAGUGCACUUGAAAGUACCAGUUUCCAUCCACUACCUACCAAAGACACUCCGAUUGAUUUGUCUGUAAUACCAGAAAAAUACAUCUCUGCAUUAGAGGAAUCAAAGCCAAUCUAUGACGUAUUGUUUGCAAAACGCAUAAAGCCAUUUUAG